Molecule: messenger RNA, 1104 nt
Organism: Papaver somniferum (opium poppy)
Lineage: Eukaryota; Viridiplantae; Streptophyta; Magnoliopsida; Ranunculales; Papaveraceae
Exons: 2
Coding region: 1-1104 (367 amino acids)
Biological process (GO): proteolysis
Molecular function (GO): aspartic-type endopeptidase activity
Source: RefSeq, a predicted model, not a curated record
AUGAUUGAAGAAGGAAAGCUGCAGCAAUACGUAAAGAAUAGUCCGGCACAAGUCAACACACUGGAAAACACUCUAGAUUUACGAGAGAUUAGAGUGAGCCACGCAAGAGUUAACACAACUUCGAGAAAGGCUCAGGAAAAUGCUACACGGUUGAAGUUACGUCAUAUUAACGAUUGGCGAGUAUCGAACAAGGUCGAUUAUGCUAGUCUGAUUGGUACAGAGACCUUGGAAGAGGGUAAGAAUGAGAUUUCUUUUUCGAACGCUGAUCUUUCUGGAGUAUAUCAACCACAUAAUGAUGCAAUCGUGAUUCUAGCUCUCAAUGGGAUGUAUAAGGUACGUCGAGUUCUGGUUGAUACUGGAAGUUCAAUUAGCGUCAUAUUCUCGGGAGCAUACUCUUCAAUGAAUUUGACCGAGAGGCAAGUUGAAGCAUAUGAUAACCCUAUCAUUGGAUUCAGUGGGGAAACGAUGACAGCAAUAGGAAGGAUUAAUCUGCCUACGAUGGUGGGAGGAAGGACGGUUAUGCAAUAUUUCUCGUUGCUAGAUUGUCGUGCACCCUACAACGCUAUCUUAGGGCGUGAUUGGAUUCAUGCAAUGGAGGCGGUAACUUCCACUGUCCACCAGUGCUUGAAGUUCAUUACUCCAGCAGGGGUGAUGAAGUGCUUCCCGACCUCUUAUCAAGGAAGAGGAAAGGAAGGACCACCAACUAUUGAGGAGUUGGUGGAAGUACAAAUUGGGGAUCAGAAGGAGCAGACAACGUUUAUCGAAGCAGAAUUGUCGUUAGGCGAAAGUGAAAGCUUGAUCACCCUACUGAAAAAUAAUAAAGAUGUCUUCGCUUGGAGUCUCAGGGACAUGCCAGGUAUUGACCCCGACAUCGCAUGCCAUCGGUUGAAUAUCAGUGAAGGAUUUAAACCAGUGAGGCAGAAGCCACGAAAAAUGGCUCCGGAACGGAAGGCAAAGGUUGCUGAGGAGAUUGACAGGAUGUUAGAAGCAAGAAUAAUAAGACCUUUCAAGUAUCCAGAAUGGUUAGCAAAUAUUGUAGCAGUUCCGAAGAAAAAUGGGAAAAUUCGGGUAUGUAUUGAUUUUACAAAUUUGAAUGAAGCAUGA